This is a messenger RNA of Pieris brassicae (large cabbage white), 4432 nucleotides long. RefSeq lists its product as uncharacterized. Bases 484 to 2925 code for a protein of 813 amino acids. The transcript has 11 exons. The record is from RefSeq and is a predicted model, not a curated record. Lineage: Eukaryota; Metazoa; Arthropoda; Insecta; Lepidoptera; Pieridae.
CUUAGUAUUGAUUUGUUUACCAGGAUUGGGAUGGGAGAAUUGGAUAUUGCUCUAUAUUAUUAUACUGCAUAUAUCUCGACAACCUUGUCAAGACUGAAAACGAUUUGGAGAUAAUAAUCGUACCUAAUUACCACCUUCCGUGUUGAGGUGUUUAUCAGUUAAUCGUGCCAGGCAAACUUUAGCCCCUGGAAGUUUAGGGGUCUUUUAAGCUUAAUUACCUGUGUAGCGAGACGUUUUAUCGAUUGCAAAGUCCUUCCGUGAUUCGACACACUGGAUAUACGAUCUUGUAACUUGAUAAGAAUAAAAAAAAUGUGCAGUGAGACUAAAAUGUGUGUCAGUUGUACGGAUAUCACGAUGCAAAGAUUUAAAACCGCGUAUCGUACUUUGGUGAAAGUGAUGACAAGUUAAAAAGUAUAAUAGAGAAGAAUAUUUGCCAGUCAUGUAUGGGAUAUUGCAAACUGUUUAUCAGGCGAGUUCUACGGCAUGGAAGGCGGUAAGCUGGAGGCUAUGCCUCCUGGAUUGGUCCAUCUGGACACAGUAAGGGCCUUGCAUCAGACUGUAGUCUCUCUUCGUACUGCCUUGGAAUUGUCUAAGGGUGAACUGAAGGAAUUAAAAGAAAAGUACAAAGAACAGUCACGGUGUUUAGAACACACUGAUAUUAUAGAGCAGCUUACUAUUGAAAAUCACAUUUUAAGAAGGAAAAUUAGUGAUGGUGAAAGUCCACAAAACAUUAAUUAUUUAAACAGUCCCAAUGUUAAAGAAUACAGUGAUGUAUAUGUAAGAACAGCUACUGCUGAGAGUAUAGAAGACAUAGAACAGCUACAAGAACCCCAAUUUGACAAUAAGCUAGAGGAAAUUAUUGAAGAGACAUCAAUAUCAAAUCAAUCAGAGACAUCAGAAAAUAAGGAAGUACCAAAAAGUGAACUAAAAGUAAUAGAUAAAGCAAAUUUUAAAACUAAACUAGAAUUAUCAUCAAAAUUUGAUGUUAAAAUUAAAGUAACAACAUUAAAAGAAGGUUUGUCUACAACUACCUCUGAAACAGAUUCAACCAUUGAAGAAAAAGUAAAUCCAACUGCUGAUACAGAAUUUGAAGAAAAAAGAGAACAUUUUGAAAAGUUUGAAACUCCUAGUGGUGAUAUUGUGAAUAUUAGGACUGUGUCAAGUGAGAAUAUAAAAAUGGCUGUUCCCAGUGAGUUAGAUAACAAAAAAGAUAAAUUUGAUGUUCAGGUGAAGAUUACUUCAGAGGAUAAUGUUAUUGUUAAAGAAACUCUGGAGAAAGCCAAAAGAAAGGAGACUUUUAACUUAGAUGUGGAUACUUUGAGCCUCAGAUCAAUGUCAGAAGGAGAUAACUCAGUGUUCUCUGAAGGAACUACACCAAUGGAGAACAGUGCUCUAGAUGAGAAGCAGGAUCAAGAAAAUAGUGGGAACGAGUCGGAAGAAGUUGAUGAUAUAGAACUGAUAUUUACCACAGAUGAGUCAAAGGAUAUUAGUAAUUUGCAGGAGGAUCUCGUCUCGAUACGUGAUGCAGAUCACUGGACCCCCGGUUCAGCGUCAACACACUCGACCCCAGUACUCAUAAAAUUCCAUACUCUCGAUCCGGACUUUCAAUCUGGCCCAAUGACAGCCAACAAGAGCCUCGACCAACUGAAAAUGAAGAGAGUCUCUCUGCCAAACGACAAGGAAUUUAAACAUAAGGGAAGUUUAGAUUUGCCUGGACGCGGUAUUUUGAAAAGUUUUAACAAUAAGUCCGAUAAUAUGUUGUAUAGAAGAAGUCCAAAUGCGAGCACUAGAAGGUUGGACAGCGUAGGCAGUCUAGACCACACGAAGUCCUCCAGCUUUGAAUUAGGCUCCAGUAUGGAUAUCCUUCAUCGUGAAGCUAGCGUGGAUAGUGUUCGAUCGAGAUUUGAUAGAUUCUCAGUGUUUGCGGAAACUGAUAUAUCGAAAUGUGGUAUUUCUGAAGAUGACUUGGCUGCGAAUCUCAAUUUGAGGAGGAACACGUGCCCCAACCCGUAUCAGUACAGAUUACAACCCUCUCGUUUUUCGUCACGCACACCAAAACCAAUUGCGGGACGGGUUCGACCCAUCCUUCGCGAAAGUUACGCCCCGCGCAGAGAGGGUUCCGCUCAAACAGACAUGUCCGCCUUACCACCUAGAUGGACCUCAGAUGGAUAUCUGGCUUAUAAGAUGUCUCCUCCACCCUGCGUUGUGCCAACUUUGCCCCAACGAGCCAGUCCCGCCCGACGUCUUACGAUACCAGAGAAAGCUCCCAUUCAACGCCGUUCUGAUGAAGCAAGGCGGGUUCUACUCAGCGACAUUGGAUUCACAUCAAUGGUACCAGAAUUGUCACGCUCAGCUGAACCAUUGUGGACUCUACGCAGAGCCCAACAAUCAUCAGAUAACAGGUACACCCGUGGAUCAUACCGUUCGCCCAGUGCGAGUGUCGAGCGAAGUUCAGAGUGGACUCCGCACCAGCGUCACACUUCACGUGGUGAGUGUAUGUCCUGGCGCGGAUCUCUACCGGAUGUCCGGGAUGACACAGAUACUCUACUCAGGGAUACUGAGAUAUUCUUACGUCGAUCCAUUGACAAUUUGCGCUCUACGUCACUCGAUCUGGACGCACCGUUUGAGAGAACAGGUCAGCCUUACAUCCCCGGUGAGCCGAAACAAUUGCGCUUGGGGCAUACUGUUAAACUCAUUACUCCGCAAGGCAGAUUGGCUGUAGGCAGAGUCAGAUACGUGGGCAUAGCCGGUGGAACUGCCGCGAACAGCGGCAUUGUUGUAGGCGCUGAAUUCUCCUGUAUGGAGUAUCCGGGACUCCCCCGUAACGACGGUACAUACCGGGGCAGACGAUACUUCCUUACCCCACCUCAAUAUACUGCCGUAUUUGUUCCAUUCUCUAAAAUAGUAAUGGCAUGGGCUAAUUAAAAUCAUAUUUGCAUAUAUGGCAUCGAUUCCGGAUCGAAGGACCAUCGCUUUUAGAAUCCGUACAGGAUCUUGUGAGUAUAACAGAAAUUGAUAAUAUUACAAAACUAAAGUGCUCAUAUUCGUCUGUCAAAUUAUAAGGACAAGAGUGCUUUAAGUAAUCAAAAGUUAUUUGCGAUAAGGAGUACUAAAACUACUAUACGUUGUUCUGUAUAAUAUUUUAACAGAUUAGGUUAAUAAACAAAGUAUGAAUGUAUCGACUACAGCGCCAUCUGCCGGGCAGAUUUGGAAUCUUAAUCAUCCAGGGCUCUACCCAAAUGCAUACAAAAAAGCAUUAAAAUCGGUCAAGCCGUUUCAGAUGAGUUCAGUGACGUACACACGUACAGUUGAGUUAUAAGGAUAAUGUAGUACAUUAUAUGAAAAAUCUUGAACGUAAUAUCUUUCUCAAAUCUCUUGUAAAUUUGUAUAUACGUGAAAUACUAAAAAUGAGUAUGAUAUUGUAUUUUCGACUCGGGAGUCAAAGGAAAAUUUAAAUAAUUUUCCGAUUCGGUAAAAAUUCGGUACUAAAUUUUUAAGCGAAAUAUUGGAAAGUAAAGUAAUUUUAAGAACGAAAGAUAAUCUUAAGAUCUUAAAUAGAUCCUAUGUAAGAAAAAAUCGCUCACCUUAUUACUAAGGCCUAAUAUCGAAAAGGUAUUUCUAAUAGAAAUACCAAUAUUUCAUUACUUUACAGGCGUCUUGUGACUAGGAGGUUUACGGGUGUAGUGUUUAUCGUGUUUAACAAUAUAUUACAGGAACAAAGACUAAUACAAAAUAUCGCGCUUUUUUGAAUAACACAUUUCUGAAUGUGUUAUCUUUCCACAGUCUACAUUUAGAUCCUUUAAUUGCUGAUAGCCUGGUACAUUCACGUAAUACAUCAAAAUUCAUUUCUUCAAACCAUAAACUUUGUCCUUGAUUCUUGUCCUUCAAUCCAGCGAUGGUACUCUGUAAAUGACAGUAAAAAAAAUAUCUGGACUUUUUGUACCAGUCGUACCAAUAUUGCGACAUCAGUACAUUGUAGAGACCGCGUCUCCCCGCGCGCCGCAGCCCUCAUCAAGUACCGCCCCCGUACCGUCCUGUAUCAGCAGGGCGCGAACCAACACAACACCUGAAGGGGGCAUACGCCCCGAACAGGGAAAAACACCCCCCUCGCGAGGGAGGGUGUAGCAUUAACUCCACAUUUUUUUUAACAAUAUAAAAAUAAGGUACGGUAACGUUGCCUCGGUACAUAAAAAAAUCUGGUCUUCUUUUAUUCAUCAUUGAAUAAACUAGAUGGCGCUUUAAAUAAUUAACUUGCACUUGCUUGUACGAGUUCAGUAUAUAUUAAAGGAAUUGAUCAAUUUUAAUAUGUAGGUAUAAGUUUGCAGGUGUUAAUUUGCGAAAAUCUCCUAGUCAACAAAUCUAAUUUUAUAUGGAUUUUCGAUGUAUUUUCAGUGAGAAUUACUAGAAGUUACUUCGUUUAGGUAACAUUUAU